Messenger RNA from Lactuca saligna, 1458 nucleotides. NCBI's taxonomy places the organism in Eukaryota, Viridiplantae, Streptophyta, Magnoliopsida, Asterales, Asteraceae. The record is from the annotation of a GenBank genome assembly.
AACAAAUAUUACGAUUUAAUAGAAGCCGAACAGAAAUUCAAAAUGUGGCUCGAAAUCCGAAACAAUAAUCUACCACAUAGCAUCUUAAGAAACAUGAUCAUUUUAAAACUAUCGUUGUUUAGACUUAGACAUAUGUCAUCAAGUUUGUGAUUAUCCCAUUAUUAAAGCUAUUAUUUUUUGAUCAUAUCUUCAAUUAUACCCUAUCCGGUUACUUUUAUGAUUAUCUAUAGUUAAAAUAAUAUUAAUUAUUUCUUAAGAAUACAAGGAGGUAUCGUAAAUUUCUAUGCGUAUUUACAUUCUUCUUCUGUAUCGGUUCUUCCCCCUCUUUCUUCGUAUGAUCCCCGCCAUCCCAUGUGAUUCUACUUCUUCUUCUAAAAGCAUCAAUCACAAUUCUCUGUAAUCUCACGGCGGAGAUCCAAUUUCAACGUUACACUAGCGGCCGUCGGAAGGUAGGACCGGUCGGACCUUUUUACAGACGGCUCAAUUUUAUCCACCAUGAAUACCGAGUAUGAUUAUUUAUUCAAGCUUCUCCUGAUUGGAGAUUCAGGAGUUGGUAAAUCAUGUCUUCUGCUUAGAUUUGCUGAUGACUCAUAUCUUGACAGUUAUAUCAGCACAAUCGGUGUCGACUUCAAAAUCCGCACUGUGGAUCAAGAUGGAAAGACCAUUAAGCUUCAAAUUUGGGACACUGCUGGACAGGAAAGGUUCAGGACCAUUACUAGCAGCUACUAUCGUGGGGCCCACGGCAUUAUUAUAGUCUAUGAUGUUACUGACCUAGAAAGUUUCAAUAAUGUGAAACAAUGGUUGAGUGAAAUUGAUCGUUAUGCAAGUGAAAAUGUAAACAAACUUCUAGUUGGUAACAAAUGUGAUCUUACUGAAAGUAGGGCUGUUUCAUUUGAUACUGCAAAGGAAUUUGCGGAUGAAAUUGGCAUUCCAUUUAUGGAAACUAGUGCCAAAGAUGCCACCAAUGUGGAGCAAGCUUUCAUGGCUAUGUCUGCUGAUAUCAAGAACAGGAUGGCAAGUCAACCUUCAACAAACAAGAGGCCGCCUACUGUGCAGAUCAAAGGGCAACCAAUUAGCCAAAAGAGUGGCUGCUGCUCAUCUUAGCUUAUUCAUUCAUCACCAUUCAUUUCCAGGUUUUUGCAAGUCUUUAUGAUUAUUAUUAUUUGGGUUGUAAACUGUAAGGAUUGUUUACUGCUAGUGUUCAUUUGCUUGCAGUUACAAUCUGUUUGCAACCAUAAAUCCAUUUCUGUUUGAAUUUUGGCAUACUUAUAAAUAGUAUUUUUGAAUAAGAUACCAAUUGGGUAGUCUCUGUUUUAUUUUAUAAUUUCCUUGUGAUAAUGGUUUAUUGUCCCUUGAUUACAUGUAUUUUAUUUUUGACUUAUGGACUUAAUGGGUUAAACAUUCAAUGGUGACAACUACGCACGGUUGUUUGUUUUUACUUUAUCUGGACAUAGUCAC